Phaeoacremonium minimum UCRPA7 is the source of this 972-nucleotide messenger RNA. RefSeq lists its product as hypothetical. Lineage: Eukaryota; Fungi; Ascomycota; Sordariomycetes; Togniniales; Togniniaceae. Bases 1 to 972 code for a protein of 323 amino acids. The transcript has a single exon. The record is from RefSeq and is a predicted model, not a curated record.
AUGGGUUUGACUCUUCCCAAAGCCUUGGCUUUGAUACUUGUGGCCUUGACGAGCUCUGUGCUGGCUGCCCAUCAGCGAAAUGAGAGGAGACAAGAUGACGGAUACAUUGGCUACAAUCUCGAGCACCGAGGUGAUCCAGAAUCUGCUAUAUACGAGACAGAAGAUACCUCAUCUGGAGUAGACCUACUCGUUGCAGAACCAGAUGUCUACCUGAAUGCCUCUGUCUAUGUCGGCGAGAUCAACAUUGAGGUGGACAAUAUCACAGCCAAAGUCAACCUUGAUGCUCAGGUUCUGAAGCUGCUGCACUUCAGCGCCGGUGUCGAUGCAUCAAUCGACAGGGUUCGACUGAAUAUCCAAAAUGUGUCGGCCAAGGUCGAGCUGGAAGCAAGACUGGAGAAUGUCCUUCAAAUGGUCGACGAUGUGCUUCACAGCAUUGAUCUUAAUCCUAUCAUUGCAACUCUGGGUCAGGAUGUCGGCAAGAUUGUAAACAGCACGGUUGGCAUCCUAGGACAGACUGUUGACGAGAAUGGAAAUCCGGUAUCAGGUAGCGAGAAGCGUGACCUUGGAAUCCCAGGCCUGUCGUCGAGCUUAGACUACAACAUCCACCACAACGUGCUCUACAGCGUCAAUAACUACGAAGGCAAGGCGCACACGAAUCGCGUUCUCGGCCAAAAUGGUUCAUUGUUCGACGUAUACCUUGACAACGAUGGCAACGAGAAGGGCCGAGCUGUGGUUGGCUACUACAGUCGCGACAUGACAUUCACCGGUCACAACAAGACAAUCAGCAUCGAUGGCCAAGUCAAAGAGUACGAAUUACAAUACGAGUACAGGCCGUUCCAUGGCAUUGAAGUGAUCAGCUGGAUUUACCUUAAUACGGUUGGCAAGGUGACCCGGACGCAGGUCAUUAGCGAAGCGUGGGGAGGCGGCACCAGCACUAUCAGCAAUGAUGACGAGGACGAGCUGAAAAAGUGA